Molecule: messenger RNA, 935 nt
Organism: Archocentrus centrarchus (flier cichlid)
Lineage: Eukaryota; Metazoa; Chordata; Actinopteri; Cichliformes; Cichlidae
Product: polyubiquitin-like
Exons: 2
Coding region: 170-640 (156 amino acids)
Molecular function (GO): protein binding
Source: RefSeq, a predicted model, not a curated record
GGGCGUUGAUCAGCUGAGGCAGAGUGUAUAUAAAGUGCUGAGCCGAGGCUUUCCGCUCAGCUGUUGUUCAAACAUCAUUGUUUACCUUUCGACGUCGGAAGACUUGGCUUAAACUUUCCGGGGAAGUUUGUUUUGCCUGAAAAAAAGUCAUUGCAAGACUACAUUCAACAUGGAAAUAUUCAUCACUAUGCUGAGUGGGUCUUCUCACACCGUGAGGGUGAACCCACAGGACACAGUUGGCUCUCUGAAAAGAAAAAUCCAGAGCAUGCUGAAAGUCGACCCUCAGAGGCAGAGGCUAGUUUUUAGCAAUGGUCACAAAACCCCACUCAACGACGACUCCAAAUCCAUCAGCCACUACGGCCUACAGCAGGGCUCCCAGGUGUCUCUGCUGGUCACCGAGCCUGUUCCCAUCCAGGUGUUCCUCAAAAAUGAAAAGGGACAGACGAGCACCUACGACAUCCAGCCCGACGAGACUGUGAGCAACUUCAAGAGAAGAGUCGAGAGCAGAGAGAGGGUGCCUGCGAGCCAGCAGAGGCUCAUUCACGAAGGUAAAGAGAUGCAGGAUGGCAACAAACUGGUGGACUACAACGUUAGAAACCAGAGCACCAUCGACAUGACUUUACGUCUGAGAGGAGGCUGAGGACACUUUUACAGUUCAUCUACCAGAAAACCCAUGGACGUUAUUUACUAUUAAUCAUCUGGACCAUUUUUAGAUAUAUAUUUUUUAUUUAUUAGUACUUUUUUAUUUGGAAAACAAAAACAUUCCAAUGGACUGUGCAGCGUGUGUUCAUUAACAAUUUUGCAAACCUAUGUUAAAGUUUGUUUUCUCUUGGCACAACAGAUAUGUAAUUCAGACAAACCAACAUCUUAUAAGUUUUUCUGACAAAUACGUAUUAAAUGUGCACUGAUUACUGAGAAUAAAGUUUCUAACGAAA